AGUAAUGAGUGGAAGUGACGUUUUCCGCUGAUGCAUAUAAUUUGACAUCGGGUUUGCGGUCUACAUCGUGUAGUAACAGUAAAAACUGAAAAUCGGUUUUGCUGUCUCUUACGUGUAGUGUGUGUGUACUUGUACGUUUUUCCCUCAGAAAUGUCAGCAUCUCUAACGGCAGAACAAAAGAGACAAAUCGAAGAAAACCGGCAGCGAGCGCUGGCUAGGCGCGCUGAGAGACAUUUACUUAAAAUAGUUCAGCACUGUAAUCAACCAUUGAUCCCUACAACUGUACAAGCCCGGAAUCCUGAUCCCCCAAGUCAAAAUGUGAUGCGGACACAGAAAGCAUCCCUACGAAGUCCGGGAAAAACCCACUCUGGGUCCGGGUGUAAAAACGUGAACGUGACUGACCGUCCAUCGCAGGUUGGAGAAGGAGUUUUAAGCAGAGACGCCAAUUCCCAGACGACACAGAGCAGAGCCGAACCAGGUAGUAACGACGGGGCCGCGGAAGCUGGACCGGUCAGAACACCGGGACGUAACACCGGGUCCCUGGCUAGGGGGAAAUGUGUGCUGCACGAUGGCUAUCGCUUCAGGGUGGAGAUCGGCUACAGCCCCAAGCUCAUCGAGCUGUUUAAAAGCAUCCCAUCUAGAAAUUACGACCCAGAAACAAAAAUAUGGAACUUUGGUCUGGAAGAUUAUCAUCGGCUAAUGGAAGAUGUGAGAGACAUGGCCUCAGUCUCACUUCAGGCCCUGCAGAAGUCAGAGCAGCCAGCACGCCAGUUCACAGCUCGCAGUGCUUUACUAAAGGUGUGUCAGGGCUGGCAGAAGCCGGACUCUGCAGUGCAGGGUCACUGUUGUCUGCUGACACGCUCACGCUUCGAGGUAAAUCUGGCGUAUCAUGCUGAUGCCGUUGCUGUGUUCAAGCAGAUGCCAUCCAAGAAAUACGACAUGACGACUAGAAAGUGGAAUUUCCUUUUGGAGGACUUUAAAGUGCUAAUGGAGAUGAUGGUAUGGAUCCCCAGAGUGCAAGUAGGGCCCCUCCCCCAAGCAGUGAUCCAAGCCUUCAGUUCCCAGUUUGACAGGACCCGCAUUGAACCCAUGGCUCUACCAGAAGUGGAUCUGUCUGGUGUGGACUCCACCUUGAGAUGCAGCUUAAUGCCCUUCCAGAGGGAUGGAGUUAGCUUUGCAGUGUCCAGACAGGGCCGGCUGCUCCUGGCAGAUGACAUGGGCUUGGGGAAAACUGUGCAGGCGAUCUGCAUUGCAGCACUGUACAGGGAUGAGUGGCCCCUGAUGGUUGUGAGCCCCUCCUCUGUGUGCUUCACCUGGGCGGAGGCAUUUAAGCGAUGGCUACCUUCUCUGCAGUGGGACAGAAUCAAUGUAGUGUUGACAGGCAAGAACAGACUGUGGUCUGACCUGGUCAACAUCAUCAGCUACGACCUUCUUAGCAAAGUGAAAAAGCCAGAAGUUCCAACAUUCAAUGUGCUCAUCAUGGAUGAAUCACAUUAUCUGAAGAACAUGAAGACUGCACGUUGCAAGGCUGCCCUGCCAUUGCUCAAGGCUGCGCGCAGAGUCAUCUUGUUGUCGGGGACACCAGCUUUGUCCCGACCGGCUGAAUUGUAUACCCAGAUCCUGGCAGUAAGACCCAGCUUUUUUCCCCGCUUCCAUGAUUUUGGGCUUCGCUACUGUGAUGCCAGACAGAUGCCCUGGGGGUGGGAUUACUCUGGCUCCUCCAACCUGGGGGAGCUGAAGCUGUUACUUGAGGAAUCAGUCAUGAUCCGGCGUCUCAAGUCCGAAGUUCUCUCCCAGCUUCCGGCCAAGCAGCGUAAAGUGGUCACCGUGACAACCGACGGCAUCAGUGCCCAUAUCAAGGCUGCACUCAGCACUGCGGCAGAGGAGCUCUCCAAGAGUCAGCGUGGUAAACGUCAGGAAAAAGAAGCUCUUCUCAUUUACUACAGCCACACUGCGGAGGCUAAGACUCAAGCUGUCAUAGAGUACAUGAUGGACCUGCUGGAAUGUGGCCGGGAGAAGUUCCUGGUCUUUGCCCACCACAAGUUGAUGCUAGACAGCAUCACCAAAGAACUAGGAAAGAAGAAUAUCACCUAUAUACGUAUUGAUGGAGCCACACCAUCAGCUGAGCGCCAAGCACUGUGCCAUAGGUUCCAGUUCUCUGAAAAAAAGUGUGUGGCAGUGCUGUCCAUCACAGCAGCCAACAUGGGCAUCACGCUUCACUCAGCUAGCUUGGUGCUGUUUGCGGAGCUCUUUUGGAAUCCGGGGGUACUGAUUCAGGCAGAGGACAGAGUCCAUCGCAUUGGACAGACCAGCAGUGUGGAUGUUCACUAUCUGGUGGCCAAAGGCACAGCUGAUGACUAUCUCUGGCCAAUGAUCCAGGAGAAGAUGAAUGUGUUGAAAAAGGCAGGGCUUUCAGAAUCCAGCCUCUCUGAGAGUGCCAAAUUAACCAGCUUCCAGUCCAAGGACCCACAGAAGAGGACAAUUGUCGAGAUGUUUCAAAGGUCCUUCAGUGAAGAUCCAGACCCAGAUGAGGUUGCUCUUCUGGCAGCAGCCAGUGCAUGGGAAGACUGUGAUCCAGAAAAAAAUUCUGAUAAGUCAGAGAAUAUGGGAGAAAGCCCAUGCAAAAAACCAUGCAUUGAACAUUAAAAAAGUAUAUUUCAACCAAUAUUUUAUUUUGAAAUGUGUAAUAAAGGUAUUUUGUUUACUGGAA
Messenger RNA from Brienomyrus brachyistius, 2710 nucleotides. RefSeq names its product SWI/SNF related, matrix associated, actin dependent regulator of chromatin, subfamily a-like 1 (gene smarcal1). Gene Ontology annotation, molecular function: ATP-dependent chromatin remodeler activity; ATP binding. Gene Ontology annotation, biological process: replication fork processing; DNA repair. The record is from RefSeq and is a predicted model, not a curated record. Bases 151 to 2646 code for a protein of 831 amino acids. Lineage: Eukaryota; Metazoa; Chordata; Actinopteri; Osteoglossiformes; Mormyridae. Gene Ontology annotation, cellular component: nuclear replication fork. The transcript has 17 exons.